AUGGAAGGGGAGAACAACCCAUCUCCCACUACAUUCAGAGGUUUUGCUCAUUGGGAAACCAAUCCAAACCCUAACCCUCCUCCCAAUCCAGCUCUUGUGUCACUGGUGAAGAAGAAGAGGAAUCUUCCAGGAACUCUAGGUGCCAUACCCAUUGGAGUUUGCUAUGGAAGAGUUUCAGAUAAUCUACCAUCUCCUCAAAAAGUAAUAAACCUCUACAAGAAAUCCAAAAUUGAAAGAAUUAGGAUCUAUGAACCUAACACUCAAGUGCUCAAUGCUCUAAGGGGUUCCAACCUCUUACUCUCUCUUGGUACAAGAAAUGAAGAUUUGCCUAAAUUGGCAACAAGCCCAGAAGCAGCCAAAGCUUGGGUUAACACCAACAUUGUUCCAUACAAAAAUGAUGUCCAUAUAACAUGGAUUUCAGUAGGAAAUGAAGUGAUUCCAGGUUCACUAGCACAACAUGUUCCAAAUGCAAUGAACAACCUCUACAAUGCUUUAGUCUCAAUUGGCUUAAGCAAUGUUAAGGUCACCACAACUGUUCCAGCUAGUGUUUUAGGUGUUUCUUAUCCACCAUCUCAAGGUGUCUUCACUGCCCAAGUGACUCCUAUUAUGGCAUAUGUCUUAGAUUUCUUAACUAAGACAAGUUCACCACUCAUGAUCAAUGCCUACCCUUAUUUUGCUUAUGCUUCUGAUCCAACCCAUAUUUCAUUGGAUUUUGCAUUAUUUGCUAACCAUUCUGUGGUGAUAGAUGGAAAAUUGAGCUAUUCUAGCUUGUUUGAUGCUAUGGUGGAUGCAUUUUACUCAGCUAUGGAAAGGGCUGGUGGAUCUAAUGUUUCUAUUGUUGUAUCAGAGAGUGGUUGGCCAAGUGCUGGUAAUGAACCUUAUACAAGUAUUGCUAAUGCAAAGAUUUACAACUCAAGGCUUAGGGCAAGAGUAUUAUCUACUACUAAUCCAGGGACUCCUAAAAGGCCACAUGCUACCUUGGAUACAUUCUUCUUUGCCAUGUUUAAUGAAGACCUAAAACCUGCUGGAGUAGAGCAACACUUUGGUUUCUUUUAUCCUAAUAUGAAACCUGUAUAUCCCUUUUGGUAG
This is a messenger RNA of Telopea speciosissima, 1089 nucleotides long. RefSeq names its product glucan endo-1,3-beta-glucosidase-like. Gene Ontology annotation, molecular function: hydrolase activity, hydrolyzing O-glycosyl compounds. NCBI's taxonomy places the organism in Eukaryota, Viridiplantae, Streptophyta, Magnoliopsida, Proteales, Proteaceae. The record is from RefSeq and is a predicted model, not a curated record. Gene Ontology annotation, cellular component: plasma membrane. Gene Ontology annotation, biological process: carbohydrate metabolic process. The transcript has 2 exons. Bases 1 to 1089 code for a protein of 362 amino acids.